UAUCUAUCCAGAUCCUCUCAGCUCUCAAAACAAGUCAUGUUACAGCUGUAGAAGCAGAGGAAGAAGAGAGGAAAGUUGAGAAGUCACACUGCAUCACCAGUUUCUUUCACCACCACCACCGAAGUAGGGGUACUGUGGUAGGCACAGUAGACAGCAGUGACAGUAUAAAAAUUCUCUCCCCACCCUCCUCCUAGCGAGCGAGCGAGCGCGGCAACGGCCAACGACAGCGGCAGAAGCAGAAGCAGAGCCGAAGCCAGAUCCGAAGCCGCCGCCGCCGCCGCCUCCGUCGAGCCGGGACAAGAACAGCGGUCUCGCCAAUGGACAUGGAGCUCGACGCCGCCCGACACGGGUUCGCCAAGAUGGGCUUCGGGUGCAAGCACUACAGGAGGCGGUGCAGGAUCCGGGCGCCAUGCUGCAACGACGUCUUCCACUGCCGCCAUUGCCACAACGACUCCACGAAAGACGGGCACGAGCUCGACCGCCAUGCAGUCCAAUCGGUCAUAUGUCUCGUCUGUGACACCGAGCAGCCGGUGGCGCAAGUGUGCAGCAACUGCGGCGUGUGCAUGGGGGACUACUUCUGCCGGGCGUGCAAAUUCUUCGACGACGACGUCGACAAGGAGCAAUACCACUGCAAAGACUGCGGCAUCUGCAGGGUUGGAGGCAAGGACAACUUCUUCCACUGCCACAAGUGCGGAUCGUGCUACUCGGUGACCCUCAGGGACAAGCAUGUGUGCAUCGAGGACGCGAUGAAGAACAACUGCCCGAUCUGCUACGAGUACCUGUUCGACUCCCUGAGGGAGGCGUCAGUGCUGAGGUGCGGCCACACCAUGCACCUGCACUGCUUCCACGAGAUGCUCAAGCACGACAAGUUCACUUGCCCCAUGUGCUCCGUGUCCAUCUUUGACAUGGAGAAAUUCUUGAGGGCCUUGGAUGCCGAGAUUGAGGCGAGCUUCUUACACAUGGGAAAGGGAUGGAUCGUGUGCAACGACUGCUGGGACACGACCAGAGUGUAUCCGGGCAUGGCGGGGCAGAGGAAGUGUUGCCACUGCCAGUCCUACAACACCUGCAGGGUCGCUCCAUCGGUGCUGCCGGCCUAGUAGCAUGAUAGUAUGAUACCCACGUCGGUGACGACUAUGAUUAUUUAGUACGUAGCUGCCAUUGAUGUAUUAUUUCCAGUUCAACAUGAGCUGUGCAGACUGCAGAAGCAUUAUAUACGGUGUCAAUUUAUAUGUAUCUACGGUGCCAAUUUGCCAGAAAGAAAUUGAUAUACCAAA
Molecule: messenger RNA, 1274 nt
Organism: Hordeum vulgare subsp. vulgare (domesticated barley)
Lineage: Eukaryota; Viridiplantae; Streptophyta; Magnoliopsida; Poales; Poaceae
Product: E3 ubiquitin-protein ligase SRFP1-like
Exons: 11
Coding region: 318-1097 (259 amino acids)
Biological process (GO): ubiquitin-dependent protein catabolic process; protein ubiquitination
Cellular component (GO): nucleus
Molecular function (GO): zinc ion binding; ubiquitin protein ligase activity
Source: RefSeq, a predicted model, not a curated record